AUGUCGGCCGACGAAUACCUCCCAGCGGUCUUUAUAAUACUGGGGAUAUACCUCCUCAUUCGCUUCCUCGGUCGAACGCCUACGCCAAAUGACCCAGACACCAUACCCGGCGUAUCGGCCAGUACGGUCGAUACGAUCCACGCUGCCUUCCCGGACGUUCCAUUACCGAACCUGAUAUACUCGCUGUCCACGACCCGGUCAGGCCAGCGGACAAGCGAGGAGAUCAUGGAAAAGGGGUAUCUGCCGAAUCCGCCCGCAUCGUUCCGGAUGCCAUCCUCCCUCCAGCCCGCAACCGUCAAUCCCCCUUCGGCCCCUUCAUCUCCAGUAGCGUCUACGGGCGGCUUCUCCUCUAAAUCUCCUGCGGUGGCAAAGCAGCCGUCCUUGAUUGAGCGGUAUGGGCUAGCGAACAGGGUACCGAGCCGGAAAGGGAAGGAAGUGGAUGCUGGGGAGAGGCCGGAAGCGGCUGGGCAAGACGAGGGAGCUGGGGAGAAUCAAGCGAGCGGAGGGAAGGCCAAUUGGGCUGAUUCGAGAGAGGGGAGGGAGAAGGUACUGAGGGAGAGAAAGGAGCGGAUGAUUCUCGAGGCAAGACGGAGGAUGAUGGAGAAGGAAGCUCAGGCAACGUCGGCUGCGUCAUAG
Molecule: messenger RNA, 636 nt
Organism: Dioszegia hungarica
Lineage: Eukaryota; Fungi; Basidiomycota; Tremellomycetes; Tremellales; Bulleribasidiaceae
Exons: 4
Coding region: 1-636 (211 amino acids)
Source: RefSeq, a predicted model, not a curated record